UGCUGUACUGUCUGGCUGGGACGGAGGGCUUCCACGCUAAGCAGGCGACUGACCACAUUAAACCCAUCAAGAGGCGGUUUUAUCUGUCCGUAAUUGGGAAAUUAUUUGUAUUCGACACAAAUAUCCAUCAGGUUGGAGCUCAGCGGACUUUAUUCUCUCUCUGGCUCGCUUGCAUACGCUUCAGUGAACCACUGCAGCAGCAACAGACCAAGCACGCCGCCGCCGCCGCUGCUGUUGUUGUGAGAGAAGAAAACAAGCUCGGCGAGCUAAGCUGUGUGAUCAUUGACAGAGUUCAAUACACACAAGCUUCAAGUGAUAACUGGUGGGAGCUUUGUACAGCCUUACCUCCAAGCCUCUUCAAGAAAACAACAGCUGGGACUUUUUUUGUCGCUGGUGUCGAGGUGUUACAUGAUAUAUAUUAUUUUUUUAUCUGAGCCACCGUCGGGGCACCUGACCAAUAGGAACAGUUUGCACAAUUUUCACCAGCUCGUCUGAAGCCCCCUCCCAACCCAGACAGUCUUCUGCCCCAGCAUGAAUGAAGUCAGUGUUGUGAGAGAGGGAUGGCUCCACAAGAGAGGUGAAUACAUUAAAACGUGGCGGCCUCGUUACUUCAUCUUAAAGAGCGAUGGCUCCUUCAUUGGCUACAAAGAGAAGCCUGAGGUGUCCAGUGACCACAACCUCCCGCCGCUCAACAACUUCUCCGUCGCAGAAUGCCAGCUGAUGAAGACAGAGCGCCCGAGGCCUAACACAUUUGUCAUUCGAUGCCUGCAAUGGACCUCAGUUAUUGAGCGGACCUUCCAUGUAGACAGCAACGAGGAGAGGGAGGAAUGGAUGCGAUCGAUCCAGGCAGUGGCAAAUAGCCUGAAGAGUCAGCAGCAGGAUGAGGAGCCCAUGGAGAUUAAAUUUGGCUCACCAAGUGACAGCAGCGGCACAGAGGAGAUGGAGAUUGCUGUGUCCAAAUCCCGCACAAAAGUGACCAUGAGUGAUUUUGACUAUCUGAAACUGCUGGGAAAAGGGACAUUUGGUAAAGUGAUCCUGGUGAAGGAGAAGGCCACAGGGAUGUACUACGCCAUGAAAAUCCUCCGCAAAGAAGUCAUCAUUGCUAAAGAUGAGGUGGCACAUACAGUUACAGAAAGCAGAGUUCUCCAAAAUACGCGGCAUCCCUUUCUAACGACACUAAAAUAUGCAUUUCAAACGCAUGACCGGCUAUGCUUUGUGAUGGAAUAUGCAAAUGGAGGAGAACUCUUCUUUCACUUAUCGCGGGACAGAGUGUUCACAGAAGACAGAGCAAGAUUCUAUGGUGCAGAAAUAGUGUCAGCACUGGAGUACCUACACUCACGAAAUGUAGUUUACAGGGAUUUAAAGCUGGAGAACCUCAUGUUAGACAAGGACGGCCACAUAAAGAUAACAGACUUUGGGCUGUGUAAAGAGGGGAUCACAGACGGCGCCACCAUGAAAACCUUCUGUGGAACCCCGGAGUACCUGGCACCUGAGGUGCUAGAGGACAAUGACUAUGGACGUGCAGUGGACUGGUGGGGACUGGGUGUGGUCAUGUAUGAGAUGAUGUGUGGUCGGUUGCCCUUCUACAACCAGGAUCACGAGCGUCUCUUUGAGUUAAUCCUCAUGGAGGAGAUCCGCUUUCCCAAGAACCUGGCCCCUGAAGCCAAGGCCCUGCUCGCCGGCCUGCUCAAAAAGGACCCCAAACAGAGACUUGGAGGCGGACCAGAUGAUGCCAAAGAAGUGAUGAGCCACAAGUUCUUCACCUCCAUCAACUGGCAGGAUGUUCUUGAAAAAAAGCUUAUUCCACCCUUCAAACCCCAGGUGACAUCAGAGACGGACACGCGUUACUUCGAUGAUGAGUUCACAGCACAAACAAUAACAAUAACUCCUCCCGACAAGUAUGACAGUUUAGAUGCAGAGGAUUCAGAUCAGCGCACGCACUUCCCCCAGUUCUCCUACUCUGCUAGCAUACGAGAAUGAUCACUCAGACUCUUGAGCAAGCAGGCAGGCUAACACACGAUCACAAUCCCACAUACACACUUGCACUGCUGGGGAACGACACAAACAAAAACUGGCACAAGACACAUUUUCAUUCGGUCUUUAACGCACACACACACACACACACACAGACACGCACACACACAUCCUGGCAAAUCAGACAAGACAGGGAUCAUCGAGUAUGAAAUGAACACACAGGCCGCGAAUGACUGACCUCAGCAGGUUUGUGUGGAUAGACUGGCAGCUUUGUAUCUGUGUGUCCUCUCAGGGCUGGCUUUAGGCUUCCCUGCAGGACCUCCGCUGCACUACACUGGGGUACCACAUCAAAGCCUUGACACUUUGAAAAAAACCAGGUUAUGCCAGCAAGUACCACCUCUUUACCAGCUGUACCCAUGCUUCACACACACAUACCAACCCAUGCAUAGACUGCAUAUAUAUACACACACAAAUGUACUUGAUAGAAUUUUAAAAAAAAAAGCAUAAUCAAAAUUAGGAACAUGGAAAAGAUUUGGGGAAGAAGACAAAUUUUUAUUUCAUCGAUUGUUACGGUUUUAACUGUAAAGCCAUAUUUCUGCAUUUUUUGUGAUUUUUUUUUUUUUUGGUUGUUUUUAUUAUUUUUAUUUUAACAAGUGCUCUUUCUGGAACUUGCUGUUACAAAUCAAGUGUGGGACUGUUCCUACAGUAAGGGGGAAAUGGGGAAGAGGGGGAGGGGAAGGAGGGUUGCCAUUUCUGUGUUUGCACUGCUCGUGUGUAUAAGCGAAUGGAUGAGUGGACGUGUGAAUGGAUGUAUGAUGUAUGAACUACCAUUUUUAUUCUCAACCAUCCAUUUGUGUCUGUUUUCAUGCAUGUUUUUAAACUCUGAACUAUUGCUGGAAUAUCGAUGAGAGGACACAACAGGACACACUCAAUGGCCUUUUUUUUUAAAGGGAACAAGCAUGUAAUUUAUGAAUGCUGUGACCAGCUUGGCACUAAACUGACUCAGUCAGGAAUAGAAACAGAUCUCUUGCAUGGCUAACCUUUGCUUAAAAAGCUGCAUUAAUUUAACUGAAAGCAGUCAGGCUCUUAGAGUUUGUGUCACUGUAUCCAGACUGACUUACAGACCAACUAGCUGCUGGUUAGAGGUGUAAGUGUUUUCAUGAGGCCAGUCGCACUAUGUGUUGAAGAGAGCAAGAACAUAAGGAAAGAGGAGCAUAGACUAGACGCUUGACCACACUUGUUCCCCAACUUAUCUAGAGAGACCAAUGUAGACGCACACAGCCACUCGCUGUCCUCCAUCCAGUGAUUCUCACUCCCUAGCUGAAGAGUUAGGCACCAAUCUUUUGUUCAUUUUCUAUUUGUAAUAUCAGUAAGUUUUAAAGAUAUUUUUUUAAUGUUCCCAUAUUUAAAAAAAUGAGAGUUCAAUUGUUGUCAAGUCUUUGUAAUAAGGCCAAAAACUGACUGAUUUGGUGGACGUUUAACACUUCAAAUGAUUCCACGUCUGAUGUUUAGAACCCUUUAUUUGUGUUUUUUUUCUUUUAUGAUGUUAUUUAGGCACUUAAAUCUGAGUAGUUAUAUGUCUGGAACAUCAGUCUGCAGGUUUACAAUCCAACUUAACGCUGCAUGAGCUGGUUGACCAACCUUCAACCUGCUGACAGGGCAAACGAAUCAAAACACCAGCUGAUGCAUUGUUACGUUGAAAUGAAAAUGUGCAUACUUUGAGUCAUGAGGGCACAUGAUAACACACACAAGUGCUCAUAUUGACACAAGUAUUUUAUAUUCCAUACUGCUGGAAGAGAUGUUGGUUGCUCUUUGAGCUUCAUUAAAGGAACAUCAAGUUUG
Plectropomus leopardus (leopard coralgrouper) is the source of this 3816-nucleotide messenger RNA. RefSeq names its product AKT serine/threonine kinase 2 (gene akt2). Lineage: Eukaryota; Metazoa; Chordata; Actinopteri; Perciformes; Serranidae. The record is from RefSeq and is a predicted model, not a curated record. Gene Ontology annotation, biological process: protein phosphorylation. Gene Ontology annotation, molecular function: protein serine/threonine kinase activity; ATP binding.